GGGCCGGGGCUGGGCUCUGGGCUUGCCGCGCGCCAGUGAGUCAGGCCGGGUUUUCCCUCCUCCUCCAGGGCAGGCGAGAGAGUGCCGCCGAUCGCGUCUCUUCCUCGCCAAUCCGGCUCCGGCGCCUGUCCGCCCGCCCGCCGCCCGCGUUUUCUAGGUGCCUGCCUCACGGCAGCUCUGGCCCGACUCGCAGUCUCUGCUGGAAUCGGCGCUUCGGAGGAGAGUUCAAAUCCGCCCAAAGGAACUGCGGCGCACCCGGGCGCGGAGCGGCGGUCGGCGAGCGCUGCGCCAGCAUGCAGCUGCCUGUGCCCUGUUGAAACUUCAUGGCCACAGCCCCAGGCCCUGCUGGCAUUGCCAUGGGCAGCGUGGGCAGCCUGUUGGAACGUCAGGACUUCUCCCCUGAAGAGCUUCGGGCAGCACUUGCUGGGUCUCGAGGCUCUCGCCAACCUGAUGGACUCCUCCGGAAAGGUUUGGGCCAGCGUGAGCUCCUUAGCUAUCUGCACCUCCCCAAGAAGGAUGGCAAGACCACCAAGCGGGCACCUCGGAAUGAGCCUGCUGACUAUGCUACCCUCUACUACCGGGAACAUCCUCGGGCUGGUGACUUCAGCAAGACUUCACUGCCUGAGCGGGGUCGCUUUGAUAAGUGCCGCAUCCGCCCAUCAGUGUUCAAGCCUACAGCAGGUACCGGGAAAGGCUUCCUCUCCAUGCAGAGCCUGGCUGCCCACAAGGGUCAGAAGCUAUGGCGCAGCAAUGGUAGUCUGCACACGCUGGCCUGCCACCCACCCCUGAGUCCAGGGCCCAGGGCCAGCCAGGCUCGUGCACAACUGCUGCAUGCCCUCAGCCUGGAUGAGGGUGGCCCUGAGCCUGAGCCCAGCUUGUCUGAUUCCUCCAGUGGGGGCAGUUUUGGCCGCAGUCCUGGCACAGGUCCCAGCCCCUUCAGCUCCUCCUUAGGCCACAUUAACCACCUUGGGGGCUCCCUGGACCGGGCCUCGAGGAGUCCCAAGGAGGCUGGGCCAUUGGCUGUGCUGAGCUGCCUGCCUGAGCCACCGCCCCCCUACGAAUUCUCCUGCUCCACUGCAGAGGAGGUGGUAGCCCUGCUGCCUGAGACAUGUGAGGAUCUCAAGAGGGACCUUGGAGAUCAGGAUGGCUCCAACCCCUUCACACAGGUGCUAGAGGAGCGCCAGCGGUUGUGGUUAUCUGAGUUGAAGCGCUUGUACGUGGAGCGGCUGCAUGAGGUGGCUCAGAAAGCUGAGCGCAGCGAGCGCAACCUCCAGCUGCAGUUGUUCAUGGCUCAGCAGGAACAGCGACGGCUGCGCAAGGAGCUCCGGGCUCAACAGGGCCUGACCUCUGAGCUUCGGCCCCCAGGUCCAGUUCCAGAGGCCGACUCCAGCAGCCGACCAGAGGAGGAAGCCCGAUGGGAGGUGUGCCAGAAGACCGCAGAGAUUAGUCUCUUGAAGCAGCAACUGCGGGAAGCCCAGGCAGAGCUGGCACAGAAACUGGCUGAGAUAUUUAGUCUGAAGACGCAACUUCGGGGCUUCCGGGCACAAGCCCAGGCUCAGGACGCAGAGCUGGCCAGGUUGCGUGAGACUGUGCGCAGUUUACAGGAACAGGCUCCUCGGGAGGAAGCCCCAGGCAGCUGUGAAACCGAUGACUGCAAGAGCAGAGGGCUGCUGGGGGAGGCAGGAGGUAGUGAGGCUGGAGGUGGUGCUGAACAGCUGCAUGCAGAGCUACUGCAAGAACGGCUCCGGGGUCAGGAGCAGGCACUGCGUUUUGAGCAGGAACGGAGGACUUGGCAGGAAGAGAAGGAGCGGGUGCUGCGCUACCAGCGGGAGAUCCAGGGGGGCUACAUGGACAUGUACCGUCGCAAUCAGGCACUGGAGCAGGAGCUGCGGGCACUACGGGAGCCCCCCACGCCCUGGAGUCCUCGACUUGAGUCCUCCAAAAUCUGAGGCCAGCAGAGCAAGCUGACAGCAGAUGCACUGUCCAAGAUGCCCUGAGACAGCUGACCCCUCCUUUCACUGGUCUGGGGCAGAAUGUGCAGAGGCCGACCCAGGGAUGGGAGGCCCCCAAGAGGAAGGAUCCAGGUGGGGGCGAUGGGCAGGAUAAGGUGCUGGCUACAGAGCCAGGGCUAGACCCUUCUGGCAAAGAAGCACCCAGGCAGGGCCCAGCCCUGCUCCCUGGAGUGGGUGUGGCCCAAUGAAGGAGAUUAGAGAAUCCAGAGGCACUGAUAGGGAAGGGCAGGUGUAAGGGAGGGUGGCUAGAGAGCUGGGCUGAGGCCUUCCUUAAUGGAAGGAGGCUGGGAUGGAAACAUUGGCCUCCUCCAGAAUAAAACCACCUUUUCUUUGAGGAGGCCCUGGGUGAUAUAUUGAGCCUGCCCUUACCAGAGUCCAGUUUUAUGGAUAGUCAGGGUUGGGAGUUGACCUGGCCUGUAGCUCCUUUCAUGGUCAUGGUCAUUGGGAGGUGUGCCCUGUGCCUGUCUGUGAAGCUGCUGAUCAUAUGUGUUGGAGAGUGGAGGAAUCCUAUUUCCUUGCUCCAGUACCACACAGUUCCUUAGCUGCUGUGUGGGUUGAAAUUCCUUUCUUAAGCACCAGUGGAUUUUUCAGAAGGAACAAUACUAGGGAACUACAAAAAAAAAAAAAGGGCGAGUCAAAAGGCAUUUCAAGGAUAUGAAAUGUUCCUUUUGGUGGAAAAUCUGGGCCCUGGUUGCCCAGGCCUCUGCUGGAUUGGGGCCAGCCUAAGACAGCAUCCUGUGGGGGCAUCCAAAAGCUCCUGUGAGCUCUACCUCUUCUGGAGCCCACCUCCUAUCUUUCUGUCCAGCUGUGGUGUGCCUCUCUCUUCAUGGGUGGGUGAGGGGGGAGGUUUAGGAACGUGCAGAGAAUCUUGGCAGGGAAAGCUUGUGGGUUAUUUGGUAAAGGAUCUUACCGGAAGGAAUGGAACAUUUCCCCAUAAGCAAUGGAAGGCUAUUGGGUAUUUUUAGGUAGGAGUGAGAUUUGAUCUAAUUUGUAUUCUGGAAAGCUCUUUCUUGAAGAAGCAGCCCCACACUUCCCACCUCUGUUCUUUACCUGGCCUUGGAACUGUCAGUCCUCUUGCACUCCUGCUGAUGGUCUCAGGUUCUAGAAAACCCACAGCUACCCCAGUCCCUCAGCAGUCUUGGGACUUUGCUCCCCUCCAGGUGGUGACCUGGUGCAAGUGGAGUCUUCCCUAUCUUUUGAGAGAAGCUCAGCUUAUUACACAUAUAUCAUUGGAGUGGCUAUAUGCAUCUAGUGCUUACUGUUUCUCUGGUUGGACCCUUGAGCUUGGGGCCACAGGGUGAAUUUGAUGUGCUUCCUGCUUAAGGGUAGCUAGCACACAGUCAUCUGCCCUCCAAUCCUUGUUCAUGUAGGGCCACUCAGGGAACCUCUUAGAAGUAUUCCAUGUAGCCAGACAUGGUGGUGUACACCUCUAAUCCCGGCGGCUCAGAAGGGUGAGGCAAGAGGAUCACAAGUUCAAAGCCAACUGUGGCAACUUGGUGAGGCCCUAAGCUGUCUCAAAAAAUAAAAGGGCUGGGGAUGUGGCUUAGUGAUUAAGCACACUUGGAUUCAAAUCACAGUACUCCUCCUGCCCCCAAAUAAAAAGUAUUUCAUGUAGAAACCCAGGCUGCUCCCUUUGGCUGACCCUUGGUCUUCCCAGGCUAUUCCUGACAUGCCCCCCAUCAGGCCCAGUAGGUGGAUCCUGGUUGUAGAGUUUGCUGGAGUGUGGACUACAUCCCAGCCUCCUUGGGAAUUGUGGCACAUGAGUUGAUGGGCUUCGCCUUUUUUGGGGCCAUGAGUGUAGCGUGUGACUUGUCGGGGGGUGCUGUGUUUAUGGCCCUGUGAAAGGCAGAUGUGUUUGUGGGUGGUGGGUGUGCCCAAGGAGGUGUGUUUGGGGCACCUGGCCUCCAAAAGCCAGCUCCUGAAUUGGAGGCUGGGAAAGCUGCUUCCUGGCUCUCCCUGCCAGGAAUCAGCUUCACCGGCCAGGCCUGGGUCAAUCCUGUGUCCAGGAUGGAGCCCUGAGCCUAACUAAGACCCAUUUAAGUUCACUCCUGAGCUCAAGUCUAAUGCCUGAGGAGGGAAAGGUGAAGUAUCUGGGUUAGGCAUGCCAGUCCCCCCAGAUCUUAGGGUAUUCCUAUUUCAUAGGCCCCUCUAAACCCAGAUCUCUGGGCCAAUGGACCCCUUGAGGUUUUCCCACUUCCUGGACCUGCAUGCUGGCUUGAAGCCUAGAUUACUUCCUCCCUGUGUCCAGGAGCUGGUUAGGCUGGGUGCCCACUUGUCCCAGAGUGGCUGGGGCCCACCUUUUGGUAUACCAGCUCUGCAGAACAGCUCUCCACCCAGUAAUUAGGGAGCUGGGCCGGCCAGUACAGCCAGCGGGGAGUGGGUGGGCGGUACCAAAACUUGGCAGCGGUGCCAGAAACCAAGGCCAGGCCCAGAAGAAGGGGGAGGGUGCCGGAGAGCUAAAGCUGUGGUGUCUCAAAACCAGAUACCGGUUAGUUCAUCCGUGCUGGGCAAACCAGUUCCCUGGUCCCCGGGCAGGCUGAGUGGCUCUAGGGCCAGCUGAUCACAAGUGUCACUGUCACUAUCAUUGUCACUGUUGUGGCUACUGCUUUGGGGAAGCCCCUCCCUUCUACUUCUGGCUGGGCCCUCAGCUGCUCUCAGGCUCAGCUUUCCCCUGGAAUCCCCUUCCCCAGCACAUCUGACCCAGGCAGCCAGAUCUGCACUGUGCUCUCUGCCUCAGAUCCUCACUUAAGUAUUACACUUUCUAGCAGCUCUCUGGGCCCCUAACCCCUCACGGAAGGUCUCUGACUCUGGUCUCCAGGAUCACUGAUAGCAAUGCCCCUUCCAACCUCAGUGAACGCCACAGUUUGACUUAGCCCUCUGGAUGUUCUACCUCAUUCUGCAGGUGAUCCUGGACUGAAAGACUUGCAAGGAGGGACAGACACAGGGAGGGGAGGCAGGGCACCAUUUUGGAGCUACCUGGAGGGUGGAAGAAAGAAGUGAGGGUUUGAGUAAGUUCUGGACCUGGCCAGGGAGGCAGAGAAUCAGCUGUCUUCCUGGGCUGCCUCCUGGUGUCCGUCAUUGCACACAGAAGGCAGGAAGUGCUCAGGUCUUGCUUUCUCAAGGAAGUCCUUCCUGGACUACCCACCUCCUCUGCAGUGCUUACACGUCCAUAUGUCUCUCCAUCAGCUCUUUGCAAGCUGCUAUAUUUCUUGGUUUUUCUCUGUCUCCAAUGAGCUGAGGGUAUUGCCAGAGCAGAUCAGUGUCUUCCAUUCCCCACCCCCCCCAAGCCCACUCUGGUUCCAGCCCCAAAAGGCACUUGGAGAGAUGUAGAAGCAGGGUGACCAGAGCCCUCCCCUGAGUAGGAAGGCUUUGAGGUGAGAAAGUGGGGAAGAUAGGGAAGGCUCUAACUCUGAGCUAAUUGUUGAUACAUACCUGUUCUGUGCCAAGUCUAUGUCAAGCAUGGGGUUCCAGAGCUAGUUACUAUUCAUUCUAUAGGGGUGUUUGAGGGCCUCCCUCUGGGCCAGAUGUCAUUCUCAGGCGAGUAAGCCAUACUAACAAAGUUCCCUGCCCUUUGACACUUGUGUGUAGAGGAGGGAGACAGUGUGUGUCCAUACUGUUGAAGGUCGUUCCAGAUAGUGACCAGGUCCAGACAGGAGAUGAAGAAGACAGAGGAGAAUUGAGCUCAGGUACACUGACACAGGACAACAGGGGCCGCCAUGUCAUCAAACAAGUGAGCCGAACAUGGAAAAAGGGAGCAUGAAAAUACAUUUCUCUGAGACUGGAGGAAUGUAGAUUUUAGGGAACCUUUUUGCAAAGAGGGUGCAGGCCUCUGUAGGCGAUGACAUAGGACAUAUGGAAGUUUGGGGCAGGUUCCAGAGAGGGUCUUGUGUGGAAUUUUAGGAGGGGAACAAGGAGAAUGGGAAGCAAAGCAGAUCCUGGUCAGUCUGGUAAGCUGGUGCAGGAUUCCCUGAGCAGUCAAAGGAAAGGGCUAAAACCAGGACCAGUUUUCUGUGUGUAAGACCUGUGCAGCACCCAGGGCCCCUACAGUUGGUAUUAUGCUCUGCUGUUGCCAUCUUGAACUUCUUAAGAAUGUUUGAACAAAA
Messenger RNA from Marmota monax (woodchuck), 6115 nucleotides. It is a transcript of the gene N4bp3, whose product is annotated as NEDD4 binding protein 3. The transcript is spliced from 5 exons. Lineage: Eukaryota; Metazoa; Chordata; Mammalia; Rodentia; Sciuridae. Gene Ontology annotation, cellular component: cytoplasmic vesicle. The record is from RefSeq and is a predicted model, not a curated record. The coding region runs from base 324 to 1949 and encodes 541 amino acids.